UGCUAGAGUACCAGUCUAAUUGUGAUCGAAUAAUAUCCGACUGAGUUACUAAACGUCUUUUUCUGACGUUCUUCCAUUUAAAUCCCAGUCCCUUUGAAAGUUUAGUUUAUUUUGUAGAAAUGUCAGAAAGGAAGGUUUUGAACAAAUACUAUCCCCCAGAUUUCGACCCCUCGAACAUUCCGAAGAUGAAAACACAGAAAAACCGACCGUUUAACAUCAGAAUAAUGGCACCAAUGAAUAUGAGGUGUGAUAACUGCGGGGAGUACAUCUAUAAAGGGAAGAAGUUUAACUCGCGUAAGGAAGAUGUGGAGGAUGAGUUUUUCCUGGGACUCCGAAUCUUCAGAUUCUACAUCAAGUGUCCACGAUGUGUGUCAGAAAUCGCAUUUAAGACUGACUUGGAGAACACAGACUACACACUGGAGGCGGGUGCUACGCGACUCUUCGAGGCGGAGAAAUUAGCCAGGCAAAUGGCGGAAAAAGAAAUCAAAGACAAAGAAGAUGAGGAACUAAACAACCCAAUGAAGGUUCUGGAGAACAGAACAAAGGCAAGCAGGAAAGAGAUAGAAGAAAUUGACACGCUGGAAGAAUUACGGGACAUGAAUGCACGUCACGCUAAAGUCAAUCAUGAAGAUAUGCUGAAAUUUCACGCUGAGUAUGAAAAACAACUUAAAAGGCUACAAGAAGAGGAGGAGGAGAAAGAAAUCAGGGCUGUUUUUGGCGAGUUGAACGGUCAGAGCAUUAAGAGACUUCAUGACGAGGACAGUGAGGGGCCACCAGCUAAGAGGGGACCAGUCAAUGCUGCGAAAGCUACCGAUAUAUUAACGCUUGAUGGAGAGGGAACCAGUAAACAGAGCACCAGUAAAACAACUAAACCCGCCGCGUGGGAGAGAAGUAUAGGAUCUGUUGGCAGCAAGGCUUCACUGAUGAAACUGGUUAAAAGUAACAGGAAAAAGGGAAAUAUCAUAACAGCUAACACAUCAGACAGCAGUCUAAAGGGAGAUAACUCUGCUGAAUCAAAGGAAGAAAAAAGGACUGGAGAGAAAUCAGACUGUGGUCAGAGACUGGGAAAAGAAUCAGAACAAGUGAAAGGGACAGGUCAAACGGAACGAGAGAACGAGGCGACAGGUCACAAAGAGGCUAAAAACAAUUCAAAGGAUUCCACUACAACAUCAGGCUCCUCUCAGACAGGAAGUAGCUCAGCACUAGGCAUGCUGGGUAAUUACUCAGACAGUGAUGACAGUGACACCUAGUGACAGGAGAUUGAUGCAGUGAAAACAGACAGAAAGUUCCUCAGCACUAAGCAUGCUGGGUAAUUAGACGGUGACUCCUAGUGAAAGGAUAUUAAUUUAGUGAUUUAUAAAAUCAACA
Messenger RNA from Saccostrea cuccullata (small rock oyster), 1368 nucleotides. RefSeq names its product splicing factor YJU2-like. The transcript has 7 exons. Gene Ontology annotation, biological process: mRNA splicing, via spliceosome. NCBI's taxonomy places the organism in Eukaryota, Metazoa, Mollusca, Bivalvia, Ostreida, Ostreidae. The coding region runs from base 120 to 1250 and encodes 376 amino acids. The record is from RefSeq and is a predicted model, not a curated record. Gene Ontology annotation, cellular component: U2-type catalytic step 1 spliceosome.